This is a messenger RNA of Zingiber officinale, 2965 nucleotides long. RefSeq names its product putative chloride channel-like protein CLC-g. Lineage: Eukaryota; Viridiplantae; Streptophyta; Magnoliopsida; Zingiberales; Zingiberaceae. Gene Ontology annotation, cellular component: plant-type vacuole membrane; intracellular membrane-bounded organelle. The record is from RefSeq and is a predicted model, not a curated record. The coding region runs from base 137 to 2509 and encodes 790 amino acids. Gene Ontology annotation, biological process: chloride transport; transmembrane transport. Gene Ontology annotation, molecular function: voltage-gated chloride channel activity. The transcript has 7 exons.
GUCAAGGAGUCAAUCGAAUCCAUCUGUCUGGAUCUUCUCCUUCUCUAUUAAUAAAGCAAAGGGAAUGCACAAACAUCAAACAACUUCCCCAUUUACUUGGUCGACUGCGACGGCCAGUGGAAGGUAGCGUUUGCCGAUGGAAGCCGAGUACGACGGCGGCGGCGGCGGCGGCGGCGGCGAUCUGGAGUCGUCCCUCCUCUCCGGCGACUCGCAACUCGAUGAGCAUCGCGCCUCCCGCAUUCGCCGCAUGGCCUCCAACACCACCUCUCAGCUCGCGAUCAUCGGCUCCAAACUCUGCCCCAUAGAAAGCCUCGACUACGAGUUGAUCGAGAAUGACUUCCUCAAGCAGGAUUGGCGUAGCCGGGAGCCGGUGCACAUCGUGCAAUACGUCAUCCUCAAGUGGACUCUGUGCUUCCUCGUCGGCGCCCUGUCCGGCGCUGUUGGAUUUUUCAACAACCUUGCCGUCGAGAACAUCGCUGGUGUCAAGUUCGUGAUUACCUCCAAUAUGAUGCUUGCCAGCAAGUAUGGAUGGGCAUUUGCGGUGUUCGCGGGGUCAAAUUUUGUGCUCCUCAUGUUUGCUUCGGCCAUCACCAUCUUCAUCUCGCCAGCGGCAGCUGGAUCUGGAAUUCCUGAAGUGAAGGCAUACCUGAACGGUGUCGAUGCUCCUCAAAUUUUCUCAUUGAAGACGUUGUGUGUGAAGGUGGUAGGUUCCAUUGCUGCGGUGUCCUCAUCUCUUCAUGUGGGCAAGGCUGGUCCGUUAGUUCAUACAAGUUCCUGCAUUGCAUCCAUACUCGGGCAAGGAGGAUCUCGGAAGUACAACCUAACCUGGAGAUGGUUGAGGUACUUCAAGAAUGACAGAGAUCGGCGGGAUUUAGUAACCUGCGGAGCUGGUGCUGGAAUUGCUGCUGCUUUUCGUGCACCAGUUGGUGGUGUUCUUUUUGCAUUGGAAUGUGUCUCCUCAUGGUGGCGAAGUGCAUUGCUAUGGAGAGCAUUCUUCACUACAGCAGUGGUCGCGGUUGUGCUCAGGGCAUUGAUUGAUAUUUGUAGAAGUGGUAAAUGUGGCUUAUUUGGGAAGGGCGGACUUAUCAUGUUCGAUGUCACUUCUGCUGAUGUGUCUUAUCACCUUGUUGAUCUACCUCCAGUCAUUGUUUUAGGAGUAAUAGGUGGAAUGUUGGGAAGCUUCUACAAUUUUGUGCUGGAUAAGGUUCUUAAAGUCUACAAUUUUAUUCACAAGAAAGGCCAUGGAUACAAAUUUUUUCUUGCUGCUUCAGUUUCCAUAUUCACCUCCUGUUGCCUAUUUGGAUUACCUUGGCUUGCGUCUUGUAAACCUUGCCCGGCUGGGUUAUCCGAAGCUUGUCCAUCAAUAGGAAGAUCUGGUAAUUUCAAGAAGUUUCAGUGUGCGCCUGACCACUAUAAUGAUUUGGCUAGUUUAUUUUUCAACACCAAUGACGAUACAAUCAGAAACCUCUACAGUGCUGGCACAGACAAUGUUUUCCAGAAAUCUUCAGUAUUAUUGUUCUUUGUCACCUCCUAUUUUCUUGGAAUUAUCAGUUAUGGUCUGGCAGUUCCUUCUGGUCUUUUUGUGCCAGUUAUUUUAUGCGGUGCAACUUUUGGACGCCUUGUAGGUAUGCUUAUGGGUUCCCAUUCGACUCUUAACCAUGGUCUCUUUGCUGUCCUCGGUUCUGCUUCCCUUCUAGCUGGUUCAAUGAGAAUGACUGUUUCAGUCUGUGUAAUUAUGCUAGAAUUAACCAACAACCUUCUACUUCUUCCCCUGGUCAUGCUGGUUUUGCUUAUAUCCAAGACUGUAGCUGAUGCUUUUAAUUCUGAUGUCUAUGAUUUGAUUGUGAAAUUGAAGGGGCUCCCUUAUCUUGAAUCUCAUGCCGAGCCUUACAUGAGACAUCUUACAGUUGGUGAUGUGGUUAGUGGUCCUUUGCAGAUAUUCAAUGGGAUUGAAAAGGUUAGCAACAUAUUCCAUGUGCUGAAGAGCACUGGACAUCAUGGCUUCCCUGUGAUAGACGAGCCUCCUCUGUCUGAUACACCUGUUCUUUUCGGUCUGAUUCUUCGUUCGCAUCUACUUGUUCUGUUGAAGAAGAAACAAUUUGUUUGUACCCGCAGAGUUGCAGGUUCCGAAGCUUCAAUACAACUCUCAGCUGAUGAUUUUGCCAAACGUGGAUCUGGCAAGCAUGAAUUUAUUGAAGGCAUUGAGUUGACUGCUGAAGAGAUGAAUAUGUAUGUUGAUUUACACCCAUUCACAAACACUUCGCCUUACACUGUUGUUGAGACGAUGUCUUUGGCGAAAGCUCUGAUUCUUUUUCGAGAAGUUGGUCUGAGACAUCUCUUGGUUAUCCCCAAGUCCUCUUCGAGGGCACCUGUAGUUGGCAUAUUAACGAGGCACGAUUUCAUGCCCGAGCAUAUACUUGGAUUGCAUCCUUUCCUAUGCAGGAGCAGCUGGAAGAAAUUAUGGUUUAGAAAAUUGAAUUCUAGUGAUCUUAGUUUGUUCAAGAAAUGACAGCUGAACUGAAACUCAAUGUUAUUUUGAUUGGGAAUUCAUCAUUUAGCUUUCUGAUACAAUUGCUUUAUAUAGGAUGAAAUCAGCUUCGUAUGAAUUUUGUUUAUAUUUUUGGCCAGUAAGUUCUGUUAAGUUCCUUCCCUACAGCUUGCGAUACCGGUAGGAACAAUUUGAUUCUGAAUUUGUUGAAACAGUCUUACCCAGAGAUGCAUUAAGUGUAUAUAUUGGGUGAAGUGCAAGAUUGCUUCCAAAGAAAUUAAUAGCUCCUCUCCUAGAAAUUAAUUGCAUCCCCAAUGAAGGUCAUGGAAGAAUGAGAUGUGGUGUUUAUUUUUAUAAUCAAUUUGGCCAAUUGAUUAAGGUUUAGGGUUUCGAGUUUCAAAGUAUUAGUGUAAACUAUGUUAAUUUAUUGUAAAAUAUCAUGCUCACAGUUAAAUACUUAGCAGAGACUUCCUGUCA